Ochlerotatus camptorhynchus is the source of this 1448-nucleotide messenger RNA. It is a transcript of the gene Papst2, whose product is annotated as PAPS transporter 2. Gene Ontology annotation, molecular function: 3'-phosphoadenosine 5'-phosphosulfate transmembrane transporter activity. Bases 187 to 1341 code for a protein of 384 amino acids. Gene Ontology annotation, cellular component: endoplasmic reticulum membrane; Golgi membrane. The transcript has 3 exons. The record is from RefSeq and is a predicted model, not a curated record. Lineage: Eukaryota; Metazoa; Arthropoda; Insecta; Diptera; Culicidae. Gene Ontology annotation, biological process: transmembrane transport.
CACCAGCGAGUGUACGCAGUGUCGUUCCGCUCCGUCCAUCGAUCUACGACGGCAAAGUGGCCACUCCGGUGUUGUGCAGUGUUUUUAUUCGCUACUAAUCGUCGUGUAGCAUGACCUCAAUUAUCCUGCAGUAAGUAUCGCCAAUUUAAACUCAAUCAGCAGGCAAUAAUCGUCGUUUGAUCUGCGAUGGCGAUCGCAAACCGGAGUGGCAGUGAGGUGAUCUACGUAGGUGAUAAGGGCACAAAUCGACAGCAGCGGAAUGCACCGAGCCCGGACGGAGACCGGAAGGAGGUUAAGAUACUGUUUUUCGAUUUGACUUACUACAACACGACGACACAGUUUCUGCUAUGUUGCGCCGGGGUGUUUGUUCUGUACCUGUUGUAUGGGUACAUGCAGGAGUUGAUUUUCACGCUGGACGGAUUCAAGCCGUACGGAUGGUUCCUGACGUUGGUGCAAUUUGCUUACUACACCGUCUUCGGCUACGUUGAGCGAUCGCUUGAGAAAACCAAAGUUCCUCGCUGCAUUCCGAUGAAAACGUACGUGCUGUUGGCUUUUCUCACCCUUGGGACGAUGGGACUGUCCAAUUCCAGUCUCGGCUAUUUGAACUAUCCGACUCAGGUUAUAUUCAAGUGCUGCAAGCUGGUCCCGGUGCUGAUCGGUAGUAUCCUGAUCCAGGGUAAGAAGCACGGACCUUUGGAUUUCCUGGCUGCCAUUGCGAUGUGCCUCGGAUUGACACUGUUCACUCUGGCGGAUUCGCAAGUUUCACCGAAUUUCGACUCCUUCGGGGUGCUGCUGAUUUCGAUGGCACUGCUGUGUGAUGCUGCGAUCGGGAACGUACAGGAGAAGGCCAUGCGGGAACACAUGGCACCGAACAACGAGGUGGUACUGUACUCGUACGGAAUCGGGUUCGUCUAUCUGAGCGUCGUUAUGCUGCUGACGGGGAAUCUCUUUUCGGGGAUUACCUUCUGCAUGAAGCACCCCGUUGAAACGUACGGUUAUGCCUUUUUGUUCAGUCUUUCCGGCUAUCUGGGAAUCCAAAUCGUUCUCACUCUGGUGAGAACCUGUGGUGCUCCUCUGGCUGCAACGGUAACGACCGCCCGCAAGGCGGUGACCAUUGCCCUCUCGUUUGUGUUCUUCAGCAAACCGUUCACUAUCAACUACCUAUGGUCUGGACUGAUUGUGGUGUUAGGAAUCUAUCUCAACGUGUACAGUAAGCGUAGCAAAUGGACCUUCUCCGAUAUUAAUCGGACAGCGGAACGACUCUACCGCAAGCUGGUGCCUCACAGAGGUGGUGGUGUUAGUGGAUCGUCGAGUACCAAAAAGUUACUGCUAGAAGUUUAAGUUCAAUGUUAGUGUUAGUGGGUAUUUUAGAGCUAGUGCAGACCGCUGUGUAAUUGUAUUAUAUUCCAACAAUUGAAGGCUAAAAUAUAUCUUAUUUAUUCUAGGAA